Molecule: messenger RNA, 837 nt
Organism: Gracilinanus agilis (Agile Gracile Mouse Opossum)
Lineage: Eukaryota; Metazoa; Chordata; Mammalia; Didelphimorphia; Didelphidae
Gene: TEX38
Product: testis expressed 38
Exons: 4
Coding region: 1-837 (278 amino acids)
Source: RefSeq, a predicted model, not a curated record
AUGGAAGAUGAGACCUUCAUCCCUCAUCACCUCAAAAGGGAUUUUUGGGUCCAAAUCAUUCGAGGGGAAAAUGAUGAGAGAGGGCUGAACUCCCUAGAACAAUCAGUGCCCGAGAGCCCUGGGAGGGGAGCACAUUCCUACCCCAGGAAGGAGAAAAAAGAGGAGCCUGCAGGUUGGAGGAGGGCUGGGAAGGAGGGCCUUCCCUCUGAGAGUCUGUUGAGGCACACCUCACCCAGCAGCACCCAGCCCUCUGCCCUCAUGGAUCCCCGAGGGGACCGGCUGAGCAUCCCUGGUGUCUGGCUCCCACUGUACUUUGGUGCCUUGGGGCUAUGCUCUGUGGUUACUGGUGUCUGCAUGGUCUUUCUCCACUGGAGGAAGAAGGUUCGAAGGGAAGAGCAGGCUCAGGAGUGGGUGGAAGUCAUGCAGGCGGCCACCUUCACCUAUAGCCCUCUCCUCUACUGGAUCAACAAGCGUCGGCAGUAUGGCAUGAACACUGGGAUCAAAGUGGAAUUGCCGGUGGCCAUCCCGAAGCCGGAGGUCUCCAAACCCCUGACAGGCAUCCAGGAAGGAAAGAGCAAGGCCACCCCAGCCAGACCCAUCAUGUCCCCGGCCUCCGCACCACCUCUGACCUGUUAUUCAACCCCAGGGCCACGCAAUUCCGCCUUCCAGGAGGGGCCCUUAGCCCCAUCGCUGUGCAGCCUGCCGCCUACGGCGAACCACUCUGCCUCCUACCCUUUCACCAUCUAUUCUGAGAGGAGCACCCAGUUUCACUCUCUGCCAGCUCUGGCCCAUGGGGACUAUCACACCAACCCCAAGAGCCUGGCUUACGAGCUGUAG